Triticum aestivum (bread wheat) is the source of this 1773-nucleotide messenger RNA. RefSeq lists its product as uncharacterized. The coding region runs from base 115 to 1656 and encodes 513 amino acids. Gene Ontology annotation, molecular function: protein binding. The record is from RefSeq and is a predicted model, not a curated record. The transcript has 3 exons. NCBI's taxonomy places the organism in Eukaryota, Viridiplantae, Streptophyta, Magnoliopsida, Poales, Poaceae.
AUCGACCCCAACUCCGGUUCGUAUUCCCAGGCCGAUCGAUCCUUCUACUAGUGCUCGCUUUCGUCGUCGUCACUUCCCCAAACCAGAAAUUUCUCUCUCGCGCGCACCGCAUGCAUGCAAUCGCGUUGCAGUAUUAGGGUUUCCAGCGAGCUAGCCAUGGAGGACAGCGGAUCAGCCGACCGCAUCAGCUCCCUCCCGGACGAUCUGCUCCACCUGGUCCUCCUCCGCCUCGGGUGCGCACGCGACGCCGCGCGCACCUGCGUCCUCUCCCGCCGCUGGCCCCGCGUCUGCGCCGGCCUCCCCAAGCCCGAGCUCGACGUCACCCUCCACUACGUCCCGCUCGACUGGCUCGAGGGAGCGCUUCGCCGCGUCGCCGGCCCCGGGGUGCGCCUCCUCGACAUCUGCGUCGCCCUCGGGCCGCAAGACGGCAGCAGGGUGCGAUUCGGCCCCCCAGUCGGGCCGCAAGACGGCAGCAGGGCGCGGUUCGUGCCGCCCGUAGUGCCGCAAGACGGCAGCAGGCCACGGUUCGUCCCACCCGUCGUGCCGCAAGACGGUAGCACGCCGCCGUUCGUCCCACCCGUCGGGCCGCAAGACCGCUACAGGCCACGUUUGGUCGUCGACCGUUGGUCGCCACGGUACGUUGCUGGCACCAUCGUCUCAGCGGCGCUGCGCGCCGCCGCAGCGCUCGCGCCGGUGGAGCUCCGCUUCAUGCUCACGCAGACGCGGGUCCCUUGUCUCGUAGGGCUGCCCCGCUUUCUCCGCGCCACCUCGAUGGAGCUGCACGGGCUGGACCUCCGCUUGCAAACCUCACAGGCCGGCGCCGGGUUCCCGUUGCUCGAGAGGCUGACCCUCUCCGGCUGCAACGUCGACCUCGGGGUCAUGAUCCCCAACUGCCCGCGCCUGCAGGUGCUCACGGUGGACGACUUCACCGUCCGCUCGACGUCGCUGCAAGGGCUCCUCGUGAACCGUAUGAAGGAGAUGAGAGGCCGCGCAGAGGCAUGCGCGCUUAGGCAAUUGACGGCGUUGUCCUCCUUCCUGGACGGCGGCGAGCAUAGCUGGUCCUGCUCGUAUCCCGAGGUGACUCAUGGGCUUGGUCUUUGGGGCCUCUUGGAGCUGGGCUUGAAGACAUCAAAGAGACAAGGAGAGGAGGUCUUGUCCCUGCACAUGUGUGCCCAAGAUUCAUUGAGUUUUCGAGGUGCAGAGCGCGGAUUUGUGGCAGAGAUAGGUAAACAUGUGGUCACCCAAUUCUCUACUUUGAAUCUGCAUCUCACAACAAUGGGGCAUGCAUUUGGAGCAUUUGUGUUGUGUCUCCUUCGCAUGCAGCGUCUUAGCGAGAUACAAAACUUUAACAUCGUUGUAUCGAGAUCUGAGGUGAAAGAAACAUGCCCACUAAAUUGUCCUUGUGAUGGCCCAAAGGGCUGGAGAUCCCAAACUUUCUCCUUGAAUCUUCGAAAAGUGAAAAUUGAAGGCUUCAAAGGGGAGAAUCAUGAGUUAGAUUUCUUGAAAGUGGUACUUAGAUGCUCGCCAAUGCUUAAAAGUGUGACUGUGAAGCUGCCAGAUCAGGACAUGCCCAGAGAUGAUUGGUGCACAAAAAUAUACAAUAUUUUUGGAGAGUAUCCAUAUGUGGAAGGCAACAUUGAUCUUAUCUCUGGUUAGUAGGGCUUCUGCUUGCAUGAUUAGGAUAUAUGUCUAGACGGAACAAUUACUUUUACCUUUUGCAUGACUAACAUGUUCCUAGAUGCGGCAACUACAUUUAUGUAAUUAUUAUAUGUU